This is a messenger RNA of Salvia splendens (bonfire salvia), 927 nucleotides long. RefSeq names its product protein WVD2-like 2. The transcript is spliced from 6 exons. NCBI's taxonomy places the organism in Eukaryota, Viridiplantae, Streptophyta, Magnoliopsida, Lamiales, Lamiaceae. Gene Ontology annotation, molecular function: microtubule binding. Bases 93 to 791 code for a protein of 232 amino acids. The record is from RefSeq and is a predicted model, not a curated record. Gene Ontology annotation, biological process: microtubule cytoskeleton organization.
CGUUGGUUUGCUAAGGUGGUGGUGGUGCCCUUUCUUGCAGAUCUUUCCGACCAUAAUUUUUUGUGACUUGAGCUCUGUAUUCAUGGACGAAUAUGGGGAGGAACGUUGCAGGCGGCUUACAGCUUGAAACGAAACCCGGUGUUGAGUCUGAUAAGCAAGGCAUAAAGAGCAGCACCAAUGAGGCAGGGGAGAAAACAGUAAGCACUGAUCAAACUGAUGCUCCGGGUGCUGAUGAUCAGCAACCGCCGCCAAACACUUGUACAAUGUCAGAGAAACCGCAGGAUGAAGAAGUUACAGACGAAGAGGACGCUUGCUCAGCAUCAGAGCAGGCUUAUACGUUCCAACCCACAGUUCCCGUUGCUCCAAAAUUCAUCUGUGGAGAACGUUUAGAGAAAUGCAAGGAGUACUACGCUAAGCUGGAGGAAAGACACAAGGCGUUGGAGAAAGAGAAACUCGAAGCCAAAGCUAGAAAAAAGGAAGAAGAAGAAGCGGCUAUAAAGGAGCUGAGGAAGACCAUGAUGUACAGAGCAAAUCCAGUUCCUAGCUUCUAUCGCGCAGGGCCUCCUCCGCCUAAGGUUGAGCUAAAAAAGCUGCCACUGACACGGCCUAAAUCACCCAAGCUGUCGAGGAGGAGCUGCGGUGAUGCAGGGAAAGCUUGUUGUGGGGUAGUCAGAGCGAAUGAGCACGCCAAAGGGAAUGAGCACGUUGGUGGACGAAGAUCAAGUGAUAAUAGCAGCGCUGUUAAGAGUGAUACACAAGAGCAGGAAGAUGAAGAUCAACAAAACAUAUGAUCAUUUUUUGUCACUUUUCUUUCCUACUUUCAUUCACACUUUUAGCAUGGUUGAUUGAUCCAUGUGGUUUGGCUAAAUGGUCAUACUGAUAGUAUAUGUCUUAAGAGGUUUUGUACUGUCGAUACAGACAGUGUAU